This is a messenger RNA of Orycteropus afer afer, 799 nucleotides long. RefSeq names its product HIV-1 Tat interactive protein 2 (gene HTATIP2). Gene Ontology annotation, biological process: import into nucleus. Lineage: Eukaryota; Metazoa; Chordata; Mammalia; Tubulidentata; Orycteropodidae. Gene Ontology annotation, cellular component: cytoplasm. The record is from RefSeq and is a predicted model, not a curated record.
ACAGAUAAACAGCCCUUGUUCCCCGGGGUGAGGAGGGGCCAUCCCUAAACAUCCUAAAACCGGCACCUGUUUUAGGAUGGCAGAGGCUCUACCUAAACUUCGAGAAAACUUCAGGAUGCAGAAUAAGUCUGUCUGUAUUCUGGGCGCCAGCGGGGAAACUGGCAAAGUGCUCUUAAAAGAAAUCUUGGAACAAGGCCUAUUUUCUAAAAUAACACUCAUUGGCCGGAGGAAGCUCAUCUUUGAGGAGGACGCUUAUAAAAAUGUGAACCAAGAAGUGGUAGACUUUGAAAAGUUGGAUGACUAUGCCUCUGCCUUUCAAGGUCAUGAUGUUGGAUUCUGUUGCCUGGGUACCACCAGAAAAAAAGCUGGAGCGGAUGGAUUUGUUCGUGUUGACCGAGAUUAUGUGCUGAAGUCUGCAGAGCUGGCAAAAGCUGGAGGGUGCAAACAUUUCAAUCUGUUGUCCUCUCAAGGAGCCGAUAAGUCGAGCAAUAUUUUGUAUCUGCAAGUUAAGGGAGAAGUGGAAGGCAGAGUUGGAGAAUUGAAAUUUGAUCGUUACUCCAUAUUUAGGCCAGGAGUUCUGCUGUGUGAUAGGCAAGAAUCUCGCCCAGGUGAAUGGCUGAUCAGGAAAUUCUUUGGCUUCUUACCAGAAUCCUGGGCCAAUGCAUACUCUGUGCCUGUGGUGACUGUGGUGAGAGCAAUGUUGAACAAUGCAGUGAGACCAGCUGACAAGAAGAUGGAACUGCUGGACAACAAGGCCAUCUAUGCUCUGGGAAAAGCUGAUGGUGCACUCAAGCCAUAA